Morus notabilis is the source of this 525-nucleotide messenger RNA. RefSeq names its product 40S ribosomal protein S28. Lineage: Eukaryota; Viridiplantae; Streptophyta; Magnoliopsida; Rosales; Moraceae. Gene Ontology annotation, cellular component: ribosome; cytosolic small ribosomal subunit. Gene Ontology annotation, molecular function: structural constituent of ribosome. The coding region runs from base 95 to 292 and encodes 65 amino acids. The record is from RefSeq and is a predicted model, not a curated record. The transcript is spliced from 2 exons. Gene Ontology annotation, biological process: maturation of SSU-rRNA; ribosomal small subunit assembly; translation.
UUCAACUAGGGUAUCGUUUCUGCGUCGCUCUCGCUUUCGGCUUUCCUUCAUCUUUAGACUUGAAGACCACAGACCAGAUAGAGCAUCGGAAGAAAUGGAAUCUCAGGUGAAGCAUGCUGUGGUUGUGAAAGUCAUGGGCCGGACGGGCUCGAGAGGACAGGUGACUCAAGUGAGAGUCAAGUUUCUUGAUGACCAGAACCGCUUCAUCAUGAGGAAUGUCAAGGGGCCAGUGAGGGAAGGUGACAUUCUCACCUUGCUCGAGUCCGAGAGAGAAGCAAGGAGGUUGCGUUGAUGGGUCUUUCAUGUCGUUGAUCGCAACUUUUUUCUUUUUGUCAGUUUUGUUUACUUGCAUACUUCUGUGUUAGUGAAUUGUUUGGUACCAUUAGCAUGGCAAAACUUGAGUUUUGAGACUAUCUAUAUGUGGAAUGAUUUAGAUUUGUUCAUGGUGGUACAGAACUAAACUUGGGUUUUAUCAGUUUUUGCUUGCUUCAAGUGGUGGUUUAAUUGCCCCUUGUUCAUUUCUUC